Messenger RNA from Trypanosoma cruzi, 768 nucleotides. RefSeq names its product dynein light chain, putative. Gene Ontology annotation, molecular function: protein kinase binding. Lineage: Eukaryota; Euglenozoa; Kinetoplastea; Trypanosomatida; Trypanosomatidae. The record is from RefSeq and is a predicted model, not a curated record. Bases 1 to 768 code for a protein of 255 amino acids. The transcript has a single exon. Gene Ontology annotation, cellular component: cytoplasm.
AUGCCGUUUUUCUCCCUUUCCUUUGCUGCGCCGCUCCUGUUGUGCGAUUUGUGCGUUUUUCCCCUUUGCAUGCAUUUGUGCGACCAAAGGAGCCUGCAGCAGCACCAGUACCAUCACAGCAGCGAGAAGCUCACGAUGGCUUCUGCAACGUCGGUGAAGGAGGCAAUCGCUCGCUUCGAGGAGGCGGAGUACCGUCGCCGCACCAGUGAGAUGUCAGAGGAGGAGAAGGCGAAUGCUCCGCGAGUUGUGGCCGCGGAGGAGCCUAGAGUCUUGCUCAUUGGGAUGCUGCCUCCGAUUGUGAAGAUGGACAAGGACAUAGCCACUCUUGUUAACUGCGAACAUCUUGGACUUUCCACCAACGGCAUUGAGAAGAUCGGGCCCGGUCUGAGGGAGCUGAAGAAGCUGAAGAUACUCUCACUUGGGCGCAACGUGAUUCGUAAGAUUGAGCAGCUUGACAUCCCACAACUGGAGCAGCUGUGGCUUUCUUAUAACAAGAUUGAUAAGCUUACGGGACUCGACAAGCUAAAGAAUUUGAAGGUCCUGUACAUGAGCAAUAACCUUAUCAGUAGCUGGACGGAGAUUGACCGCCUGGCCAACCAGUGUCCGGAGCUGGUGGAUGUUCUUUUUUUGAACAACCCUAUCUGUAACAACGCGCCGUCAAUGCAGGAGUAUCGGCACAUGAUAUUGCAGCGUCUCCCCAAACUCACCAAGUUGGACGGGGUGCCGGUGGAUCCGGAGGAGAAGGAAGAAGCGGAGCGACGGCGCUAA